GGCUGUCUCCUGCAUGCCCCCCAGUGGGGGUUGAGCAAAAUGGGACCCAGGCAUGUGUUCUGAACAGGAAUGGAACCAUGACCUCCUGGAUCAUUGGUCGAUGCUCAGCCACUGAGCAAGCAUAGGCUAUUCUUUACCACCUGGGGAUCACCACCAGACUGGUGUAGGACAAAUCAACAUUUUGAAAUUCAAUUAUUAGAAUUUAGUAGUAAACAUUAUUCAGAUAACUUCCACAAAAUACAUGAAAUAGGAAAAAUAGGACAAUUCUAUUGUUGCAAAACAGAAAUAGAGAUUGGAAGCCAAAUAUCUUAAAUAGCAGAAUGUGUAAUGUUUAAUAGUUGGAAAACUCAAUGUUGGGAAUUAUGUCAGUUCUCCCUAAUUAAUCUAUAGAUGUAAUAAAUCCUAAACAAAAUUUCAGCAGAUUUCUUUGUGGAAAUUGACUGAAUCUAAAGUCUAUAUAAAAAUACAAAGGGACAAUAAUAACCAAAGCAGUCUUGAAGAAAAAGAAUAGAACUGGAGGACUUAUCCAUCAGAUAAUAAACCUAUUAUGAAGCUACAUUAAUUAAGGCAAUAUUGUAUUACAGGAUAAACAAAGAAAAACAUUGAAAAAAUUCUUAAUCGACCUAUGGUUACUGAUUUAUUGAUUGACACUUAUUUUUUUAAGUGACACUUCAGAAACAAUGGAGAAUGGAUCCUCUUUUCAAAAAAUGGUAGAAAAUCACUUGGAUGUUUAUAUGAAACAAAAUUGUUGACCCUUAUCUCAUCCAUAUGAAAAAAAUUAACUUCAAAGGAUUGUAGCUCUAAAUGUGAAAACUAAGGUAAUUAAUUUUUCAAAAACACCAUACAACAAUAUUUUUAUGAUGUUGGGGUAUGCAAAGACUUAAAGAGAAAACAAAUAGUCCUAACCAUAGCCAUUGAGAAAUAUUGACAGUUUUUAGACUAUUAAAGUUUAGGAAGUUUGGUUCAUGAAAGAUGCCAUAAGAGAGUUAAAAUCCAAGCCACAGCGUGGGAGAAGAUAUUUGCAACACAUAUUUCUGAAAAAGUACUUUUACCCAGAAUAUAUUAAGAACUUCUAAAGACGAAUCAGAAAAAAAAGGCAAAUAUCCCAAAUAGAGAAAUAGACAAAAGCUUUUCAAGAACUUACAAGAACGUAUCCUAAUGGCCAAUAAGCAUGUGGAAAUGUGCUCAAUUUAAUUGAUCAUCAUGGAAAUACUAAAGUUACAAUAUGAUAUCAUCCCACACUGACCAGAAUGGUUAAUAUUAAAAGACAAUAUCAAAUGUUGAUAAGGAUAUGGAGCAACUGGAACUCUCACUCUUUGCUGGUUUGGGUAAAAUUGCAUUUGAAAACUGUUUUUGCAAUAUCUGCUAAAGCUAAAUAUAUGUGUACACCUUAAUGCACAGAAACCUAACUCGUAGGAAUAUAUUAAACAUAAAUGCACACACAGACACCAAAAGAUGUGUACGAGAAUGUUUAUAGCAGCAAUACUAAAAAUAUCCCCAAACUGGAAAACCCCAAUGUCCAUCAACUGAAGAAUGAAGAAACAAAUCAUGGUAUAGUCAUACAAUAGAAUGCUAUAAAGCAAUGAGAAUAAUUCAGACCAAUAUACAACAGAUACAUUUUACAAACAUAAUGUUGAGUGAAAGAAGGAAAACACAAAAGAUCAAAUACUCUGUAACCCCGUUUGUAUAAAUGUUCAAAAAAUACAAAAUAAUAGAAGUUAGGAGAGUGCUUACCUUUGGGGGAGGGGCAGUGGCCAAAGACAGAAGGAGGCUUGCAGGGUGUUGAUAACAUUUUAGUUUUAAUUUGGUUCUGCUUAUAGGAGUGCAUUCACUUCGUGAAAAUUCUUUGAAUUGUAAACUUAUGAUUUGUACCCUUUCCGGAUAUAUGCUAUAUUUAAAGAUAACAGUAAUUUUUGUAGGCUCUGGCCAGGAAGCUCAGUUGGUUACAGUGUCCUCCCCUUACGCCAAGGCUGUGGGUUCCACCUCCUGCCAGAGCACAUACAAGAAGCAACCAAUGAAUGCAUAAGUAAGUGGAACAACACAUCUGUUUUUCUCUCUGUGUGCCUCCUUCCCUCCCCUCUCUAGAAUCAAUAAAUUUAAAAAAUAAUUUUUGUAAAAUUGUAGACGUUUGUAAGCAUUCAUAUCACUUAUUUCUUAAAUAUACUAAAACAGAAAACUCUCAAAAAAAGUUUCUUCAUGUACUCAAAAGGUACUUUCUUGAAGAAAGCUCAUACAUCAUUUCAGUUUAUUCUGAAAAGUAUUCUUUCACUUAAAGUUAGUGCAGUAAAUGUUAAUUUAGAGCUUCCAAUAACUAAGAACUGGAGGUUUCUGGGACUUAAAAAGGUAUUGAUACACACCAGAGUUAUAAAUUGGAAUGAAUAGCAAAUACUAUUUGCAAUAGUAAGUAAGGACGCCUGGUGGCGCUGCAGGCUAGGCGUUCGAAUGAAGAGCUCUGUGGACCCGGGUCGCCAUUAAGCUGGGAAAUCAGAACGUUGACUGCUUCCUAAAAGAAGGCAGCAUUUCAGUUCAGAUCUAGGGGCAGAGAUCUUCAGAGAGGGCAUCGUCUAGUGCGACUCAGCCAGAAAGAUCUAAUUCGAGGUUAUUUACCGAAGCCCUCUGGAUUGAUUGCACCGGGUUGAAGAAACUGCACCUUCUUGAACUGGGUCUGAACAAUGGAGACCACGCUAGCAGAAACGCCGCGGAAAAGGCAAGUUGUCUUUCUUGUUAUAUUGCUGUUUUUGUGGGAGGCUGGCUCGGAAGCAAUUAGGUACUCCAUGCCAGAAGAGACGGAAAGUGGCUCCUUUGUGGGCAACCUGGCAAAAGACCUGGGGCUCAGGGUGGGGGAACUGGCCAUUCGGGGCGCGCGAAUCCAUUACAGAGGAAACAAACAGCCGUUUCAGCUUGAUAUAAAGACAGGGGAUUUGCUUCUAUAUGAAAAACUAGACCGGGAGGUGCUGUGCGGGGCUACAGAUCCCUGUAUACUGCAAUUCCAACUGUCACUGGAAAAGCCGGUGCAGUUUUUUCAAGCUGAUCUGCAGCUCACGGAUAUAAAUGACCAUUCCCCGGAGUUCCUAGACAGGGAAAUGCUCCUAAAAAUCCCAGAGAACGUCCAGCCAGGGACAGUGUUUCCUUUGAAAACAGCUCAGGACUUGGACAUAGGUAGCAACACUGUUAAGAACUACUCAAUCAGCCCCAACCCCCAUUUUCAUGUUGUCACUCAUAAUCGCGGAAAUGGCAGAAAAUACCCCGAGCUGGUGCUAGACAAAGCGCUGGACCGGGAGGAGCAGCCCGAGCUGAGUUUAACCCUCACAGCGCUGGAUGGUGGGGCUCCGCCCAGGUCAGGGACCACUGCCCUCCGCAUCCAAGUCCUGGACAUCAAUGACAACGCCCCCGAGUUUCUACAGUCUCUCUAUGAGGCACAGGUCCUGGAAAACAGCCCCCUAAACUCCUUAGUUGUUACUGUCGCCGCCCGUGAUUCAGAUGCUGGAACCUAUGGGAAUGUAACUUACACUCUAUUUCAAAGCGAUGAAGUUACUCAACCAUUUGUAAUAGAUGAAAUGACAGGAGACAUUCGUCUGAAAAGGGCAUUGGAUUUCGAGGCAACUCAAUAUUAUAACGUGGAAAUUGCAGCCACAGAUGGUGGAGGCCUUUCAGGGAAAUGCUCUGUAGCUAUCCAGGUGCUGGAUGUGAAUGACAACGCCCCGGAACUGACGCUGUCGAAAGUCGCCAGCUCGACCCCAGAAAACUCCCCAGAGACUGUAGUUGCUGUUUUCAGUGUUUCUGAUCCGGAUUCCGGGGACAAUGGCAGGACGGUUUGUUCCAUCCAGGACGAUAUUCCUUUUCUCUUGAAACCCACAUUCAAGAACUUCUACACCCUCGUGACAGAGAGGCCACUGGACAGGGAGAGCAGAGCCCAGUAUAACAUCACCAUCACCGUCACCGACAUGGGGACCCCCAGGCUGAAAACCCAGCACAACAUCACCCUGCUGGUGUCCGACGUCAACGACAACGCCCCCGCCUUCACCCAAACCGCCUACACCCUGUUCCUCCGCGAGAACAACAGCCCCGCCCUGCACAUCGGCAGCGUCAGCGCCACAGACAGGGACGCGGGCGCCAACGCCCAGCUCACCUACUCGCUGCUGCCGCCCCACGACCCGCGGCUGCCCCUGGCCUCGCUCGUGUCCAUCAACGCGGACAACGGCCACCUGUUCGCCCUGAGGGCGCUGGACUUCGAGGCGCUGCAGGCGUUCGAGUUCCGCGUGGGCGCCACGGACCGCGGGUCGCCCGCGCUGAGCAGCCAGGCGCUGGUGCGCGUGCAGGUGCUGGACGCCAACGACAACGCGCCCUUCGUGCUGUACCCGCUGCAGAACGGCUCUGCGCCCUGCACCGAGCUGGUGCCCAGGGCGGCCGAGCCGGGCUACCUGGUGAGCAAGGUGGUGGCGGUGGACGCAGACUCGGGCCAGAACGCCUGGCUGUCGUUCCAGCUGCUCAAGGCCACGGAGCCCGGGCUGUUCGGCGUGUGGGCGCACAAUGGCGAGGUGCGCACGGCGCGGCUGCUGAGCGAGCGCGACGCGGCCAAGCACAGGCUGCUGGUGCUGGUCAAGGACAAUGGCGAGCCCGCGCUGUCGGCCAGCGUCACGCUGCACGUGCUGCUGGUGGAUGGCUUCUCGCAGCCCUACCUGCCGCUGCCCGAAGCGGCGGCCGACCAGGCGCAGGCCGACCCGCUGACCGUGUACCUGGUCAUCGCGCUGGCGUCGGUGUCGUCGCUGUUCCUGUUCUCGGUGCUGGCGUUCAUCGCGGUGCGGCUGUGCAGGCGGAGCAGGGCCGCCUGGGUGGGUGGCUGUUCGGUGCCUGAUGGCCCCUUUCCGGGCCACCUGGUGGACGUCAGCGGCACAGGGACCCUGUCCCAGAGCUACCAGUAUGAGGUGUGUCUGACUGGAGGCUCCGGAUCGAAUGAGUUCAAAUUCUUGAAGCCAAUUAUCCCCAACCUUCCGCCCCAAGGCGCUAUCAAAGAAACAGAGGGAAACACGACCUUCCGAAACAACUUCGGAUUCAAUUAGGAAUCUCAUCAUGAUGCAGUGUCUUUUGUAACAUCUUUAAUUUCUCCAGAUACAGAGUUUGAGAGCGUCAUGCACAAAAAUCCCACCUUGGAGUAUAGCCCGGAUUUCCCUUUUUGUAACAUGUUUGUCCAUUGGACUUUAUUUUGUCCAAUUUGGGAAAACUCAAAUCUAGACCCUUGCAUUUACAUAAUGCCAUUUCAAAUCCCCACCCCACAUGCUGGGAUGUUCCUGUAGUGUUUGUUCCACUUCCUGGCAUUUGUUGCGAUUAACUGUCUUAUUAAAAUGAAAUAUUAAUUGUAUUCAGUCCACUGUUUCACCAAACUCUAAGUAUAUUUGAUGCUUAAUAGCAAAAAUUUUAAAAGUGUUUUACGUGUUUUUUGAAUUUUAUUUUGUAAGGAAACUAUGUAUUUGAUAAAUAUGUGAGAAAACAUGAUGAAAGCAACAAUUUUCUAUAUACUCUUCCUUUCUGGCUCUUACCUCACUGACAAACAUUUUUUAAACAAAAAUUUUUAUGGAAUUGUAAUGUACACACAGAAAAAAUGAGCAAAUCCUUAAUUUCAGCUCAAUGUAUUUUCAGGUAGUGGACAUACUUAGUAUCAGCAUCUUGAUGAAGAAAUGAAACGUUAUUAGCAUCCCAGAUGCCACACAAAUGAUCCCUUAAGAUUACUACCAGUUCAAGUAUAACAUAUAUCCUGACUUCCAAUGAGCAUGUAGUUUAGUUUUGCCUGUUUAAAAUUUUUUAAUGAAAUAGUAGAGUAUAUUCUCUUUUGUGUUUUGCUUCUUUCACUCAGUAUUAUGUUUAUGACAUUUAUUCAUGAUAUUGCUUUUAAUUUUAGUUUUUUAUUCUCAUUUCUGUAUAGUAUUCCAGUGUAUGAAUAUUUUAUGACUUAUUACCCAUUCUACUGUAUGUAGAUAUUUGGGAUUGGUUCAAGGUUUGGCUGUUUGAAUAAUACUGCUCUGAACAUUCUUUUACAUAUCCUUUGGCAAAUAUAUAUGUGCAUCCUGUUGGUUAUAUACAUAGGGGUAAAAUUGCCCUCAUUUAGUAAGUAGAUGUUCACUUUUAGUAGAUAUUUCCAAAUAGUUUUCCAAUGUGCUGUUCAGUUUACACUGUUAACAGCAGUGUUUGGAUGUACCAGGUCCUCUACAUUUUUAUCAACACCUAAUAUUGUCUGUUUUUCUUUUUAUCCCAUUUUAAACCUUUUAUUUGCUAGCUCUUUUUAUAUUGACUUUCUUAUCACAAAAGAAUAUGGCUGUAAUCUUUUCAUAAAUAUUAAACAAUUAAUUUCUGCCGGGGUUCAUGUCCCAGCAUCAAGAAGGGUUCAGGAAUCUGGAAAAGGCUGUGCGCAGAUGACAUAGAAAUCCAGAGACUAAUAAAGAGUCCGGAGACGAGUUAUAAUUUUGAAAGGCAUUGGAGGUCAGAGGACCUUCAGCUAAAGGAACUGAAGAGUGCCUCCUUGUCUAGGACCCUUGCUUUUAUUAACACAAUUUGUCCUAAGGCAAGGUGGAGAUAAUACACUUCAGUGGGUAAGGUUUCAAAGGGUACAGAGUCCAUUGUCAGGAUGGGGGAAUAGCCUACGGCUGUUCAGGUGUUUGGCCAGUAGGAGGCAAUAACAUGUAGAUUAAGAUGCCCUUUAACUGUCUGGCAGCCACAAUCAGUUUCCUAUUCAGGUUUGGGGACAUGCCUUUAGCCAUUUCCAACAGGUGACUACAUGUGUGACUCAACCCUGUUGAGUCCCCAAGUCUCAUCAACCUUUUGAUGAAACUCUUGAAAUUAUGACAGGCUGGAAUUGGUCUACGGCAAAUUUCCUGCUAUUAUUGUUUAGUACCUAGAACACUUAAACUUCUCUCAUCCAUCCUUCACAUAGCUAUAUCACUAUUUUCCCUUACUUCUCUGCACAAACUGAAACCUCCAUUUCUUAUUCCAUUAGCAAUAGUUUCUUCUAAUUUGCUGUAUGAGAGAAAAUAAUAGAAUUAUUAUUGUUUCUGUUAACUGUUUCUCACUUACACUUUCAAACCUCUUUCAGAUGGAUCUUUACUUCUAUAUAGUCAAGGUUGCUGUUCUAUGUCUUUUCUGCUUUCAUAGGAUAGGGCAGUUUGCACCCAAGUUUUUGUCUGAGUGGAAGUUGUGACAAGGUGUUCUGUGUGAAUCAGUUCAGGGCCAGGUUUAUAAAAGAACAGAUUUUACUUUAGGGUGCAUUGUAAUAAAUAGGCAGGGAGCUCUUCAGCACUUGGCCCUUCAAAUGACAAAGAUUUUAUGCUGGGAUUCCAAGAUCUCACUAAAUAUCUUAGUGCUCUCCAGAAAACUCCUUUUAUUUCUUUAGAAAUGAGCCUUACAGUUUUUAAAAGUAGGUCAUGAGGGGAAAUAAUAAUUAUUAAAAAUUAUGUUAUAUAUAAUGUAUUAUUAUUGUUAUACACUGUCUAUAAUUCAGCUGUGGGCAAACUACUGCCCACGGGCCGGAUCCGGCCUUUUUGAAAUGAAUAAAACUAAAAA
This is a messenger RNA of Myotis daubentonii (Daubenton's bat), 7551 nucleotides long. RefSeq names its product protocadherin beta-5. Gene Ontology annotation, molecular function: calcium ion binding. Gene Ontology annotation, biological process: homophilic cell-cell adhesion. NCBI's taxonomy places the organism in Eukaryota, Metazoa, Chordata, Mammalia, Chiroptera, Vespertilionidae. The record is from RefSeq and is a predicted model, not a curated record. Gene Ontology annotation, cellular component: plasma membrane.